GCUCAUAGCCUGGAAGCGACCGCCGAGAGACUGGUUCUGUCUAAACUGUGAUGGGUCAGUGGUGUAUGCUCAGAGAAGCGCUGCAGCAGGAGGGGUGAUACGUAGAGAUGAUGGGCAGUUCGUCUGAGCAUUCACGUCAAACUUGGGGGAGGUUCUAUCACGAGAGCUGAACUAAUGGGGAUCGCAAUUGGAUUGAGGAUGGCGUGGGAAGAGGGCGCAAGGCAAAUUCAAGUGCAGACUGACUCGAGAACUAGUAUGGAGCUGAUUUGGGAGUCCGCCGGGACGCAUCCGCACUACAUCUUGGUCUCCCAAAUUCUGCAGCUGUUGAGUAGAGACUGGCAGGUUGAGCUCAAGCAUGUUUUCAGGGAGGGGAACGUGGCAGCGGACUAUCUAGCCUCGCUGGGGCACUCUCUUAGCGUGGGCGAGCAUACGAUCACGGAACCCUCCUCGACGUUGAAUCACCUACUGCUCUAUGGUAUAAUGGGUAUCCAGACCCCUCGCUUUGUGUUAAGUUAACCGGUUGGAGCGCCGCCUCGCUCCGUCCUAUUACCCAAAAAAAAAUUGUAUGAUUUGCAAACUUGUCAUAUAAUUAAUCAUAAUUGGUAAAGUGCACUAGAUAAUAGUAAUGGUGAUGAUAUCAACAUUUGCAACCAAUGGACACUAUUAGCAAACCAAGCAAAACACCACUCUAAAAACAACGAAGAAAAACAUUUUUUUCUUAUCUCAACAUUUUUGGGAAGCAAUAUAGAUUAAUCCAAACGAAAAUUGGGCGGCAAUAUUGAUCAAUCCAAACAAAAAUUGGGCGGCCUUUUGGAGCGAGAAUGAAAAAGUUGGGCGGCAAUAUAUAUCAAGCAAAAAGAAAAUUGGGUGGCAAUGCAACGGGAAGCAAAAUUGAGUAGAAAAAAGACAUGAAUUAUAUAUAUAAUAACUUACAAGAUUAAUACUCAGUGAAGUAUAAACUUUUUGUUUAACA
This is a messenger RNA of Linum trigynum, 973 nucleotides long. Lineage: Eukaryota; Viridiplantae; Streptophyta; Magnoliopsida; Malpighiales; Linaceae. The record is from the annotation of a GenBank genome assembly.